This is a messenger RNA of Homarus americanus (American lobster), 566 nucleotides long. RefSeq names its product cuticle protein 21-like. Gene Ontology annotation, cellular component: extracellular matrix. Lineage: Eukaryota; Metazoa; Arthropoda; Malacostraca; Decapoda; Nephropidae. Bases 1 to 453 code for a protein of 150 amino acids. The record is from RefSeq and is a predicted model, not a curated record. The transcript has 3 exons.
AUGGCGAGCGCCAGAGGUCGACAGUCAGUUCCUCGUGACAACACAACAAGCAACAUGAACACUAAGAUCUUGAUCGUCUUGGCCGUGGCAGCUCUGUCAGCAGCAGACAGCCACAGCCGGGAAACCUUCUCUUAUGCUGCCCCUCGUACUUACUCAGCGGAGUCCCUUGAGUCUACUGAGGCUAAGUACAACUACCAAUGGGCCAUCAGUGAUGACUCCUCCAGCAACGAGUUCAACCACCAGGAGGCCCGCGACAACGACAACACCCAGGGGUCGUACUACGUGAACCUUCCCGACGGUCGUGUUCAGAAGGUUACUUACCGCGUGGAUGGUGACUCAGGCUACGUAGCCGAGGUCAGCUACGAAGGUGAGGCUCAGUUCCCCGACUCUGAUGAGUCUAGGGAAUAUGCCCCACCCAGGCCAAGCUACUAUGACUCCAAUGAAUCAAACUAAACAUCUCUGUUACCCUUUCUGGCAAGUUUGGUUCAUCCUCACGUUACACUUAUUUAUUGAACACACUAUCAAUAUUUAUUCUACUCCAUGAAAAUAAAGUGAAGGCAAAUAUA